Mesorhabditis spiculigera is the source of this 849-nucleotide messenger RNA. Lineage: Eukaryota; Metazoa; Nematoda; Chromadorea; Rhabditida; Rhabditidae. The record is from the annotation of a GenBank genome assembly.
AUGGACCAGGACUUUGUGCUCGACACCGACUUCAACCUGGACGCUACUUUCAAAUCGGCAUUUUUAAGGGAUAUUAUAAAGGGUCUCACCUUCCUCCACAAAUCAGCCAUCGGCUACCACGGCCUUCUAACCGCCCAGAAUUGCUUAAUUGAUGCAAAUUGGGUCUUGAAAUUGACCCAAUUCGGGAUCAGCACGAUGAUACAUGAAUUUGUCAAUGCAGACACCUUGAAGCCGCUGGAAUUGAUUUCAUUGCAAACAUAUCACAACUUUGCUCCUGAGCUCUUGAAAAAUCUGGAAAUUGGCCGAAAUUAUCCAAAAGGCACCGUUCAUGGCGAUAUCUACAGCAUGGGCAUGAUUUUGUAUCAAGUGCUCUUCCGGCAGCCACCGUAUGAUCGGUAUAUGAUGUCGCAACGAGAAAUUCUCGACCAAAUCAUGAAUAACAAUCUUCAACCGGAAGUCCAUUCCGAGGGCGAUGCUUUAUUACAGAUCAUGCAAGAGUGCUGGCGCCCAACCCCGGAAAGCCGCCCUAAGCUCCGAUUGAUCAAUCAGACGGUACAAAAGGCUUUUGUGUCAGCAACCGUCGCCCAAGUCCUGAAGCAAGGCGGCCUAGUCCCACCACGAAGCUACGAUUCCGUUACCGUACUCUUCUGCCAGAUCAUGGACUUCAACACGCUGUGCUCGAAGAGUAAUGCAGAACAGAUCGUAACAUUCCUCAACGAUACCUUUACACUCUUCGAUGAGAUUGUAAAAGUUCAUGAUGCUUAUAAGGUCGAAACGACUGGUGAAACCUAUAUGGUGGCCUCUGGUGUACCGACAGAAAAUGGAGGGACGUCACGUCUUCGAAAUUGC